This is a messenger RNA of Phasianus colchicus (ring-necked pheasant), 1967 nucleotides long. RefSeq names its product atypical chemokine receptor 3 (gene ACKR3). Gene Ontology annotation, cellular component: membrane. Gene Ontology annotation, molecular function: chemokine binding; G protein-coupled receptor activity; coreceptor activity. The record is from RefSeq and is a predicted model, not a curated record. Gene Ontology annotation, biological process: G protein-coupled receptor signaling pathway; angiogenesis; chemotaxis. Lineage: Eukaryota; Metazoa; Chordata; Aves; Galliformes; Phasianidae.
GUGGCUCGGAGCGGGCGGCGCGCGGGCGGUGAGGUGACUCGAAACCUGAAGUAAGCAAACAUGAAUGCGCUUGAUUUGACUUCAAUCUUUGAUUUUCUGGAAAAGGCCAACUUAACGGAGAUCAACUGGAUGUGCAACAACAGCGACUGCAUCACAGUAGAUGCGACGGCAUGCCCCGGCACUCUCAACAAAAGUGCCCUUCUCUACACCCUGUCCUUCUUCUGCAUCUUUAUCUUUGUCAUAGGGCUGGUGGCCAACUCCGUUGUGGUGUGGGUCAAUCUCCAAGCCAAAAUGACUGGCUAUGAAACCCACCUCUACAUCUUCAAUUUGGCUGUCGCCGAUCUGUGCGUUGUCAUCACGCUUCCUGUUUGGGUUGUCUCCCUCGUCCAGCAUAACCAGUGGCACAUGGGAGAAAUCACGUGCAAAAUAACUCACCUUAUAUUUUCCAUCAACUUGUACGGCAGCAUCUUCUUCCUGGCAUGCAUGAGCGUGGACCGCUACCUCUCAGUUGCCUAUUUCACCAAUUCUAGUAACCGCAAGAAGAAGAUAGUCCGCCGCUGCAUCUGCAUCCUGGUGUGGCUUCUUGCCUUUUCUGCAUCUCUGCCAGACACCUAUUUCCUUAAGACAGUCACUACCAGCAAUGAAACCUACUGCCGUCCCUUGUAUCCCGAGGAGAGCUUCAAAGAAUGGUUGAUUGGCAUGGAGCUCAUCUCUGUCGUUUUGGGCUUCCUUAUCCCUUUUCCAGUCAUUGCUCUCUUUUACUUCCUCCUUGCGAAGACCAUCUCUGCCUCCAGUGAUCAAGAGAGGAAGAGCAGCGGGAAGAUCAUUUUCUCCUAUGUCGUCGUGUUUCUUGUCUGCUGGCUACCCUACCAUACAACUGUCCUUCUCGACAUCUUCUACAGUCUUCAUUUCAUACCCUUCAGUUGUCAAAUGGAGAACUUCUUGUACGCCACGCUUCACAUCACUCAGUGUUUCUCUCUAGUCCAUUGCUGUGUCAACCCCAUCCUCUAUAGCUUCAUUAAUCGCAAUUACAGAUACGAGCUCAUGAAAGCCUUUAUUUUCAAGUACUCUGCCAAAACUGGUCUCACUAAGCUUAUUGAUGCUUCCAGAGUGUCAGAAGCAGAGUAUUCUGCUCUGGAGCAAAAUACCAAAUGACUGCAACUCCGGCAAGAACCCUCCUUGACUCUCUGACUUUUUUCCCCCCCUUUCCUUAUGCUUGUUAUGAACGGGGCAUGAAUUACAGCCUACAAAAGAGAAAUAGCAAACUGUAAUUUAAGAGUAGAAUCGGGCGCAAUAUGGAAGUGGUACCAAAACUAAGCGUUUUGUUUGUGUUUGUUUGAUCUCCUCCUAGCCCAAUCUGGACUUCUUGACAAUGCUAUGCAAAUGGAACUGACUUCCUAGCAGACAAAGCCAUUGUGUACCUUAGAUAACAUUUGUUUUCAGGAUAAGCUUUUUCCUUCCAUGUGUAGAUUCCCUCUUGUCUCAUUGUAUAUGUUAUAUAUAGUGCGUGUUGUAUUUAAAAGCUCAAGACUUUAUUUUCUGGCUAUCGGUGUACCUUAUACAAUUGUAUUUGAAAAUGAAAUAUAUUUUUAUCAUGUAUUUGAAGUAUAUUGCUGUUGAGUGUAUCCAGAGUGCUGUAGUCUGAGUGUUAGACUGCCGUUUGGUUUUAACUCUCCUUGGUAAGAGGAUGACAAUAACAGGCAGUAUGGCAAUGAUCUCUGAUGUGCGUCGUUGGCACGGUUCAUUGACCAUAGCUUUGUGUGGUGGUCAUACCCGUGUGUCUGGAGCAUGAAAUGUAUGUCUUGUAAUAUAGCUACCAUCAUGUUAAAAUUAACAGUAUUGUAAGAGUUGUUAACUCCUAUGCCCGAACUUCACAAACCUAUAUCCUUAUGCACAGAAUGAAUGAUCUUGCUUCUGAGAGUUGUCUCUAUUUGUAAGUUAUUUUUGUAAAAUAAAGAUCUGGAAAA